This is a messenger RNA of Arabis nemorensis, 180 nucleotides long. The record is from the annotation of a GenBank genome assembly. Lineage: Eukaryota; Viridiplantae; Streptophyta; Magnoliopsida; Brassicales; Brassicaceae.
AUGGCUGAUAUUGGAAACUUCCGUGUGCGAUUCGCUACAAAGCCAAACGAGUAUCUCGACAUCGUUGAUGCGAAGGCAGCAAUGUUAAAACACGCUUUUAGCAGAGCGGAACCAUGGCGAACUGAUCGUGCGUUUCGACGAUACGAAUCCUUCAGAAGGAAGCAACGAGUAUGUCGAUAA